CCGGAAAACAAAUAACCCGUACGCUACAAUGGGACACGUGUUGAAGACUUGUAAAAUCAUCAUUUGAACACUAUAAGCAAGCGACAACUCCAUGCAUCUUUCUAUGCAACUGUUGCAAGAAGACAACAUCAGAAGACAUCACCACAAUCUUCAGGGGUGUUUGUUGCACUGAGCAUCAUACUGACAUCAUCAUACAUCAGUAGGAAACAAAUCAUGAGUGAAGGAACAUCUGGAGACACCUCUGGUAUGGAGUUAGAGGGAGUGAUUCGGACAGAGGAAACACCAGUGAACACACCGGAGGAGGAGGAGGGAAUCAGCACACGGAGGAAGAAGAAGAAGAAAAAGAAAGAGAUCAUCUACCGCUCUGAUAUGGAGGAUGAGGAUGCAGGAGAAGGAACCUCAGCGGAUGUGGAUGGAACCUUUGAUCGUCCACCGGAAGAAGAAGAGGAGGAAACACCUCCCGACAGCCGUUUUGUGACCCUGACUGGCACCAUUACUCGAGGAAAACGGAAAGGCCAAAUGGUAGACAUCUAUAUGACCCUCACUGAUAAAGAGUUGAGAGACAUGGCGCGCUCCAAGGAGCGUCUAGAUGCGGAGUGUGACGGGGUUGCUGAAGCCAAGCAAAAACCCUGCGCGUUAGGGAUCAGCCAAGGCCCUCAUGUUCUCCUCUGGAGCCUUUCCUGCUCUCCGUUCAUCUUCCUCCUCUCCUUCAUCACGUCCUUUUACUAUGGAACGCUCACCUGGUACAAUGUCUUCCUGGUUUACAAUGAAGAACGCAGCUUCCUGCACAAGAUCACAGUGUGUCCUUUGCUCAUCCUGUUAUAUCCGGUGCUGAUCAUGGCGUUGUGUGUAUGUAUUGCGGUGUAUGUCACUGUGACCCAGCUCUCAUGGGUGUUUGGAGAAUGGUGGCUGGCGGUCAGGGACCUGGAGAAGGGCUUCUGUGGGUGGAUGUGUGGGAAAAUGGGGUUGGAGGACUGCGCCCCAUACAAUGUGGUUGAGCUCCUGGACUCUGACACACUUUCCGGGACACUCCGGGGAAAGAGGAUAGAUGUUGAGUCAACUUCUGUUUUGUGA
This is a messenger RNA of Xyrauchen texanus (razorback sucker), 1074 nucleotides long. Its product is annotated as transmembrane protein 169-like. The record is from RefSeq and is a predicted model, not a curated record. The transcript is spliced from 3 exons. NCBI's taxonomy places the organism in Eukaryota, Metazoa, Chordata, Actinopteri, Cypriniformes, Catostomidae. The coding region runs from base 214 to 1074 and encodes 286 amino acids.